AUGGCCCCCGCGCUGCUGCUGCUGGCGGCGCUGGCGGUGCUGGCGGCGCCGGGGGCCGGAGAGGCGUGGGCCUGCCCCCCGGGGCCCGGGCCGGAGCCCCCCUUCGACGCGCUGUACGCGGCCGGCGUGGAGGCGCACUCGCGGGCGGACUUCGCGGGCGCCGCGCGCUGCCUGGAGCGGGCGCUGAGCGCCGAGCGCCGCCUGCGGGACGCGCGCCUGGGCUGCGGGCUGCGCUGCCGUCGGGAGGCGCCGCUGACGCCCGCCGAUGCCCGCGCUCACGCCCACGGCCGGCCCGCCUGGGACCUGCCCUCCGCCGGCGCGCUGCUGCGCCGGGCGCGCUGCCUGCGCUCCUGCCGGCGGGCCGCGCCCGGCCUCGGCGCCGACUCCCGGCACCUGGCCAGCGACGAGGUCCGCGCCGAUUUCCAGCGCCGCCUGCCCUACAGCUACCUCCAGAACGCCUACAUCCAGUUAAACCAGCUGGACAAGGCAGCUGAUGCUGCACACACCUUCUUUUUGGCCAACCCAGAACACAUGGAAGUUCAGCAGGACAUUGAGAAUUACAAGACGAUGGCAGCAGGGAAGGUGGAUUUAGUGGACCGAGAGGCGAGGCCACACAUGGAGGACUAUCUUUCAGGAGUUAGGCACUAUGACAAAGAAGAGUACCACCUGGCCAUUGAUUUCUUGGAGCGGGCACUAACCGAGUACAGUGUGGCUGAUUUGGAGUGCCGAGUCUUGUGUGAGGGACCACAGAGAUUUGAAGAAUACACGUAUCUGGACUAUAAAGCCACCCUCUAUGAAGCAAUUGCAGAUCACUACAUGCAAGUCUUGGUGUGUCAACACGAGUGCGUGAGGGAGCUGGCAACGCGGCCCGGGCGACUCUCACCCAUUGACAACUACCUCCCCUUGCAUUACGAUUUCUUGCAGUUCGCCUAUUACAGAGUUGGCGAUUAUGUCAAAGCCCUGGAGUGUACCAGGUCGUAUCUCCUGUUCCACCCGGAAGAUGAAUAUGUCUUAGAUAAUGAGAGCUAUUAUGAAAGUCUCCUAGAAGGAUCUGUUGACCUGGGCAGCAUCAAACCCAGAGAGGAAGCUGUGAUGUUCCUGAGGCGGCAUAAGCUGGAAGCAUACCUCCUGCAGACAGGAGCAGCUGGCCUGGGCUUCUUGUACACCGAGCCGACUUACUGGAGCAUCUCUGGGUCUCGUCAAGACGAACACAGGGUUCCUUCAGGUGUUCAAAGUGACCAAGCAGAUGGGUCUGGGAGGCCGCUAGGAAGAAAGAGCGUGCCAAAGGUGGAUCAUGAACUGCGGGAAGGGGGUCCUCUCCUCUUCAGCAACGUGAAGUUUGUCUAUAACUCAGAGCAGCUCAACGGGACUCAGCGCGUGCUGUUGGACAAUGUGAUGUCAGAGGAGGAGUGCCGGGAACUGCACCGGGUUGCCAACGGUAUUCUGUUGGCUGGAGAUGGCUACAGGGGGAAGAUGUCACCUCACACCCCCAAUGAGAGGUUCGAAGGGGCCACCGUCCUCAAAGCCCUCAAGUUCGGCUACGAGGGGCGAGUUCCUCUGAAGGGCGCCCGCCUCUUUUACGACAUCAGCGAGAAAGCCCGCAAGAUUGUCGAGUCCUACUUCCUGCUCAACUCCACCCUCUACUUCUCCUACACACACCUGGUGUGCCGGACGGCUCUGUCAGGCCAGCAGGAGCGGAGGAAUGACCUGAGCCACCCCAUCCAUGCGGACAAUUGCCUGCUGGACCCCGAAGCCAACGAGUGUUGGAAAGAGCCCCCUGCUUACACCUUCCGAGAUUACAGUGCUCUCCUGUACAUGAACAGUGAUUUUGAAGGUGGCGAAUUCAUCUUCACCGAGAUGGAUGCCAAGACAGUUACGGCUUCAAUAAAACCCAAAUGUGGGCGCAUGGUCAGCUUUUCAUCUGGCGGGGAAAACCCUCACGGCGUGAAGGCGGUCACCCAAGGCCAGCGUUGUGCAGUUGCCCUAUGGUUCACUCUCAACCCGCUUUACCGGGAAGUGGAGCGAAUCCAAGCGGACGAGGUCGUCGCAGCCUUAGACCAGGAGCGCCUCGGACCCCACGAACUCAGCAUCAACCCCAAGGAUGAGCUAUGAUCCAGGCCAAGGACACGCAAAUUAAAACGUUUAUUUAAUAUUUG
Molecule: messenger RNA, 2156 nt
Organism: Elgaria multicarinata webbii
Lineage: Eukaryota; Metazoa; Chordata; Lepidosauria; Squamata; Anguidae
Gene: P3H2
Product: prolyl 3-hydroxylase 2
Exons: 15
Coding region: 1-2112 (703 amino acids)
Biological process (GO): collagen metabolic process
Cellular component (GO): endoplasmic reticulum
Molecular function (GO): procollagen-proline 3-dioxygenase activity; protein binding; L-ascorbic acid binding
Source: RefSeq, a predicted model, not a curated record